Messenger RNA from Rhododendron vialii, 871 nucleotides. RefSeq lists its product as uncharacterized. The transcript has a single exon. The coding region runs from base 43 to 444 and encodes 133 amino acids. NCBI's taxonomy places the organism in Eukaryota, Viridiplantae, Streptophyta, Magnoliopsida, Ericales, Ericaceae. The record is from RefSeq and is a predicted model, not a curated record.
AUAUAAACCAUUAAUGGACAACUAUAGAGAGAGAGAUCAGAGAUGGAAUGGUUGUACCCAAAGAGGAGAGGUCCAGAGUGGAAACAGGGGUGGACAAUUCAGACUCUGACCUCCGUCUCCACCCCACCGCUCCCGCUGCUAGCCGUUUUCGCCAUUGUCAUCUUCUUGCUGUCACUCUCCCAAUAUACAAACUACAAGGCACAGAUGCAACACACCAUGGUCAACUUUCAUCUGUUCCUCGUUAUGCUGCCUGUAUUGCUCAUCUUCGUCGUUCUUCCAGCAUUAACCAGUUUGAGGUUCGGCUUACGGGCUUUGCGACCCGAGCAUGGCCCGGCCCAACAAAGUGGGGGCUCACCUUGGGGUGUUGCCAUCUUGGUGGUGGUGCUUUUGUUGUUGGUUUCUUACCAGUCCUCGUUUCAUUCUAAGUGGUUUGGAUCCACAUGAAGGUGAGAUUAGCCCAAGAAAUUCCAAAACAAGCGCGUUUACCUACCUGAUAGGUGGGUGAAUGAUUAUUCUUAUUUGCGAUUGGCUAACACUAUGGGGUUCACUCUUUUAAGUGGGAACUAUCCCAUUGUUUUAACCAAUCACAAGUGAGGAUAACGUUUUGUAUUCACCCGCUUAUCAGCUAGGUAAACAUCAUUAGGUUGAAAAACUUAUGUGUUCUGAUCUUACAUCUUUUUUGUUUAGAAAACUAAAUAUAUGGUAUAUGAAUAAAAGAGUUUGUUACCUUAUGUUUUACAUACGAAUGUGAAGAUCCGCAUUUCUUGUAAUCGUAAGGGAUCCACGUUUCUCGUAAUCGUAAGUGAGAUAAAUAUUUACGAGUUGAAUCUCGUAUUUUGUUUAAAUUAAAUUUUGUUCCCAUGGCUUUAAA